Molecule: messenger RNA, 1500 nt
Organism: Trichomonas vaginalis G3
Lineage: Eukaryota; Parabasalia; Trichomonadida; Trichomonadidae
Product: ankyrin repeat and SOCS box-containing protein 4 family
Exons: 1
Coding region: 1-1500 (499 amino acids)
Molecular function (GO): protein binding
Source: RefSeq, a predicted model, not a curated record
AUGAGAGAUAUUUUAAAUAUCAUCCCGUAUAACAACCGCUAUGCAAAGUCAUACUUGGAACUUACAAAACAAAUCUCUGAUGAUUAUCAUAUAACCGAGGUCAGCAACAUUCCGAUCGUUUCUAACUACCUGUUUUAUAAAGAAUAUGGAAUUAAAUUAAAUACUUCUGAUGAUUUCGAAAGAAAUGAAUUCAAACAUCUUGAUAUUUUUUCAGAAGCUACAAUUUUCAGGUCAAUUAUGAAUGAUGAUAAAGAAAGAUUCAUUACAUCCAUUGAAAGAGAAGGAUUUUAUAAAAAUAAAAUACUUUACAGCUGCUUGUAUCCAUAUUCUGAUGAAGGAUACUCAUUACUUGAAUUAUGUUUCAAAUUAUUAAGAACCAAAUUUAAAUCAGAAAUAACUAAAACAUGUCUAGAAUUAUCAUUUUUAGGAGGGAAUCAAGAGAUCAUGAGUGAAUGUUUGAAAUAUGAAAAACCAAACGACACAUGCAUGAAAUAUGCAAUUGCUUCGCACAACAUUGAUUUUAUUUCAUACUUAAUAAAUGAACAUCAAAUAGAGAUCAAAUUAAGUUAUUGUGAAGAGCAUAAUAAUCUUGAUGCAUUUUUAGUAUAUUUUGAUCAGCAUGAUGCUCUUUACGGUGGCUUAUAUUAUUCUACAGUAUUUGAUAUUCCCUCUCUUUGCGAAUAUUUUUUUUCACUUGGAGCUGUUUAUUAUAGUAGAACUCUUCUUAAGGCAAUAUCAAAUAAUAGUAUAGAAGUAGUUAAAUUUCUUCUUUCACAUGGGGCAAAUAUCAAUGAUAAAUAUAAUGAAGAAACAGCUUUUCAUAAAGCAAUAUUUUGCAAUAAUAAAGAUAUGGUAGAAUUACUGCUUUUAUAUGGUAAAAACAUCAAUGAAAAAGUUGAAGAUGGGAAAACACACCUUUUUGAAGCAGUUGAGAAAAAUCGAAGAGAAAUUGUUGAACUUCUUAUUUCACAUGGCGCAAAUAUCAAUGAAAAAGAUGAUUAUGGAAGAACACCUUUUCAUUUUUCUGUAAAAUAUUUUGAGAAAGAUACAGUCGAACUUCUUAUUUCACAUGGCGCAAGUAUAAAUGAAAAGGAUGCAACAGGUAAAACAGCUCUUCAUUAUGCAGUGAUUAAUAAUAAUAAAGCAACAGUCGAACUUCUUAUUUCACAUGGCGCAAGUAUAAAUGAAAAGGAUGCAACAGGUAAAACAGCUCUUCAUUAUGCAGUGAUUAAUAAUAAUAAAGCAACAGUCGAAUUUCUUAUUUCACAUGGUGCAAAUUUAAAUGAAAAAGAUGAGUAUGAAAAUACCGCUCUUAAUUAUGCAAUAGAUAACAAUUAUGAAAAAAUAGCUAAUCUUCUUCUUUCGCAUGGUGCAUAUAUUGUCGAAAAAGAUAAAAAUGUGAAAAUUUCUCUUAAUGAAGAAAAAGAUAAAGAUGAGAAUAUCCCUCUUAAUGAAGAAAAAAUUGAACAUAUUUCAUGUGGUUCAAAAUGUUUAAUAUAG